Molecule: messenger RNA, 2293 nt
Organism: Asparagus officinalis (garden asparagus)
Lineage: Eukaryota; Viridiplantae; Streptophyta; Magnoliopsida; Asparagales; Asparagaceae
Biological process (GO): xanthophyll cycle
Molecular function (GO): violaxanthin de-epoxidase activity
Source: RefSeq, a predicted model, not a curated record
GGGAGAAGGAAGCGUCAGCCCAAUCAAGAACGCGCCUUGGGAUCAAGUCAUGCUUCACACGGCAAAUAGGCUGAAAUUGGUGGAUGAAGGAUAUGAAAUGCUUGUCUUUACUGACAAGUCCAUCAAGUUUGAUGAUAAUUUGGAUAUUCUCCAAAUGGAACUAGCCCAUUCUGAUAUGUUGGUGAUUGUUGCAGUUAAUGAUCACAAAUCAAUUGUAUGGCUCCAGAAAAACAGUCAAUCUAUCCCAAAUGUUAUCUGCUUCGAGUCAUCUCUAUCUCUUAGCAAUAAACUUGGAGGAAAAUUUAUCGAAAACCGAGGACAGAAUAUAUUCGGCAAAUUAGCUGAUGUUGCAAAACUGAGGAGUGGUAAUGAAUCUUCAGACAUUGUCAAAACUGUCUCAGAUGCUUGGAAGAGGCAUAAUACUGAUGAUAUUAGGUUCUGUUUACUAGUUAUCAUCAAUUCUUACAUUAAACCCGUGCCGACACUCAAGAACUUAAGGGCAAAGGGAUUAUCCACUAUCAGUUGUAUGCUUAAAAAUUGCAGGACCGAGAUAUUGGACUGUUUAUUUGAUCCAAACUGCAGGAAAGCACUGCAAUGUUUAAAUGCAUGCUCGCCAACAGAUCAAGUGUGCAACUACCGCUGCAUUGCUUCUUAUGAGAGUCCAUAUUUGGAGGCCUUCUCUCUAUGUGUUUUGCAGAAGAACAAUUGUCUUGAAUUAGAUGCUGAGAUUCCAAGCAAGCCUUCAGUAUCUCCUCUAACUAUAUACAGGGGAGAGGUCUUGAGCCAUGAAAUUGCAGAAGAUCUCUUUGUUGGUUGGUUAGGGAGUUUGGAAUGGAGCUGGCGGGUAGUAGCAGGGCAAAAUCCUGCAUAUGAUCAGUUUCCUUGUCAAUACCAACUGUUCUAUAGGGGAAAAGCAAGAGGAUCAUUUUGGUACGAGCCAGUUUUCCAAGUAAAGACCCUCGAAGGGAAGCUUAUUUGGAGGCGGAGAAAAUAUCGUGUGAAGAGGGGAAAUAUUCCUGGUACAUUUUAUUUCAGUGUGCUGGAUAAUGGUGUAGUUUCAAAGGAGUUUUGGACGAUAAUUGAUGUUGCAGAUGAUUUUAGCUGGGGUUUGUUUCAUUACAGUGGAGCAGCUGCGGCAGCUGGGCUUUCAUACACAGGGGCUGUGCUUGUUAGCCCAGAUGGGAAAUAUCCACCAGAAAUGUCAAGGCAGAGGGUGAUUUCGGCUUUGGAGAAGUGUAGUAUAAAGGAAUGGGAGCUUUAUACGGUAGAUAACUGUUUGUGUACUGGUGCACCUUUAGGAAUUCCCGAGGGUUCAAGUUUACAUUCUAAAAUUCGUCAUGACUUGGAAGAUAGGCAGGUCUCCAGCACUAGAUGAUAAAUAUGGCUGUUAAAAGGUCCCUUCCACUGCACCAAAACUUUGGAAUUGUGGUGAAGGUUGAUGGUUAUAAUAUUAUACUAUUAACAUGUCUCUGCAGCUUGAGAGCCAUCUUCAUGGGUUUAAAGCCCGGACUGUCUAGUACAUUUUUGAAAGUCAGUUUUAAUGUAUAUCGCUGAUACCAUAUUGGAGGUUUCUUUUACUAUACCAAAUUUCUGAAGUUAUGCUGAAGGUUGACGUUUAUACGAGAGUAUACUCUAACAAGUGUGCUAAUGGUGAAACCAUACGUAUAAUUGAGAUCGUUUCACUUAUGGUUUCAAAUAUUGAUAUGAAUUCUCGGGCAGCCCAGAUUUAUGUGCAUUAAAGUCUCACAUAAAUAUAGAGGUGACUGAUGGAUACAACCUGAGCUGGAUACUGCAUUAGGAAAUUCAUCACUUGUACCAUGCUCGAGGUCUACAUAAGAUAAAGUUACCAACUGGCAACUGCUCCAUCAGCAGCAGAGGAUCUUGAGCUUGAUUCGGUCAUUUAAGGAUGCACCUUAUUUCUUAUAUAGAUAUUUCCUGUAGUCUGAUUGGGAAGGAUUACUUUUUAGGAAAAAUUUGGAGUUCAAAGUUAGCAUAUAACGAGGAAAGGCAAUUUGAUGAAACUUGUGCAGAUAAUAUCAGUAAUUCAAAAUGUGAUGAGUACAGCAUUCCUGUUCUAUCUACUAGCAUUUGGCCUGUUUGUUCUGAGGAAAGGUGAGGGGAAAGGCAGUCUAUCAAGAAUUUGCUCCAGGUUAUGUUUCCAGUCGAUGGUACUCACAUUGAAACAUGACUUAUAUACUCUUAUAAUUUUCAUCUGAUUUUCUGGUUCUUUCUUCUCCUUUCUUCUACUUCUAUGUAACAAUGAUGCUGCAAUAAAACAAGGUCAGAUGGUAUA